AUGCAAAAAGGGACGACCUCCCCGGAGUUCUUCGGCUCAUUGAGCAGGAAACCGCCUACCUCGCUGGAGGAACUGAUGAAGAGGGCAGAAAAGUAUAUAAGGCAGGAUGAUGCCUUGAUGACGAGCAGAUUCGCCAAAGAAGCAGCUGAUAGGGGAAAAGCCCCAGAAGAAAGGAGGCCGGAAAGGCACGAGAAAAAGCAGAGCAAAAGGCCUGAGACCUACAGACAACCCUGGGACCGAAGGUACCAGAGACCAUUCCCCCCUCGGGUUCCAGAACAAAGACCAUUCCCCCCUCGAGUUCCAGAGAUCCUGACCCCACUCAACGCCUCCAGAGCCGAAGUGCUCAUGGCAGUCCAAAACAAGGAAUUCCUCCAAUGGCCAAAACCCAUGAGGGCUGAAGCAAGCCAGAGAGACCCUAACAAAUAUUGUCAGUAUCAUCGUACACACGGCCAUGACACCAACAAUUGCUAUCAGCUGAUCAGUGAAAUCAAAAGGCUGAUAAAAAGGGGGCAUCUCAGGAAUUUUGUGAAAAAACCAGAGGGGGAAAGGCCUCAGCAGAACCUCGCAGCAGAGAGACCUAGGAGGACGGGAGCAGGACCAGUGAAUGAUGGCUCCAGUGGAACCAUCAAUAUGAUUGUCAGAGGGACUGGAGGUCGGAUGAGCAGGAGAGAAAGGAAAAGAGGCCGAGGCGGGGAAGGUAGCAGUGCCGAGGUCAUGCAAGUAACAGAACAUUCUCCAAUGAUCAUCUCUUUCUCCCCAGAAGACGCUCGGGGCAUUCAGAUGCCGCACGAUGAUGCCCUUAUUAUCGAAGCCGUUAUCCACAACUACCGAGUCAGGAAGGUCCUCGUUGAUAAUGGAAGCAAGGUGAACCUAUUGCCGUACAGGGUCUUCCAACAAAUGAAAAUACCUGAAGAGCAGAAGGUCUGGGAUCAGGCCCUGGUGAAGGGGAUCGGAGGAGUCCCAGUGCUUGUGGAGGGAAAGGUGAAACUAGCUCUAACCCUCGGGGAAGCUCCUCUGGCACGAACUCACUACGCGGUGUUCCUGAUAGUGAAACUUCCCCUGAACUACAAUGCCAUAUUGGGAAGGCCGGUUUUAUACGAUUUCGAGGUGGUGACCAGUAUCAGAUACCUGGCCAUGAAUUUCCCAACAGAAGCGGGAGUGGAAACUGUCAGAGGAAGUCAGGAAGAGGCGAGAGCAGUAUACCUGGCCACGACAUCAGAGCCGAGCUCGGCAGGGGAAAAGUUUGACCCAGAAGUCCUAGAAGUCUGA
Molecule: messenger RNA, 1269 nt
Organism: Manihot esculenta (cassava)
Lineage: Eukaryota; Viridiplantae; Streptophyta; Magnoliopsida; Malpighiales; Euphorbiaceae
Exons: 1
Coding region: 1-1269 (422 amino acids)
Source: RefSeq, a predicted model, not a curated record